Sardina pilchardus (European sardine) is the source of this 2266-nucleotide messenger RNA. It is a transcript of the gene asb8, whose product is annotated as ankyrin repeat and SOCS box containing 8. The transcript is spliced from 5 exons. Gene Ontology annotation, biological process: intracellular signal transduction. The coding region runs from base 246 to 1115 and encodes 289 amino acids. Lineage: Eukaryota; Metazoa; Chordata; Actinopteri; Clupeiformes; Clupeidae. The record is from RefSeq and is a predicted model, not a curated record. Gene Ontology annotation, molecular function: protein binding.
AACCAGUGAGGAGGGGCGAAGUGCAGUAGCCUACCAUCAUCCAGCAAGGCUCCACAUGAGAUUGUCAGUCAUGGGUCCCUUUGAGAAGAUCAGGCAGUACUGUACAGUUACGCGAGUCCAGUGGAUCUGAACCCCUACAUGGCAUUUUCAACAGCCAACUGAGGACUAUAUUUGGAGAUGAUUACUGUUCGUUUCGAGUGCGGUGUGAAGUCACCCGUCCAGGGUGAGAUGUUCUUCCUGUCCAAAUGAGCUCAACUAUGUGGUACAUCAUGCAAAGCAUUCAAAGUAAAUAUUCUCUGUCUGAGAGGCUGAUAAGGACGAUUGCUGCCAUCCGCUCAUUUCCCCAUGACAAUGUUGAAGACCUUAUACGCAAGGGGGCAGAUGUCAACCGAAUGCAUGGCACUCUGAAGCCUCUUCAUUGUGCUUGCAUGGUGGCGGACGCUGACUGCGUUGAGCUUUUGCUGGAGAAGGGAGCUGAGGUAAAUGCCUUGGAUGGGUAUAAUCGCACAGCGCUGCAUUACGCCGCAGAGAAGGACGAGAGCUGUGUGGAGCUACUACUGGAGUACGGUGCCCAGCCUAACGCACUGGAUGGCAACAAGGAUACGCCCCUACACUGGGCUGCCUUCAAGGACAACCCAGAGUGUGUGCGGGCCCUGCUGGAGAGCGGCGCCUGCCCCAACGCCCGCGACUACAACAGCGACACGCCGCUCAGCUGGGCCGCCAUGAAGGGCAACCUGGAGAGCGUGCGCGUGCUGCUGGAGUACGGCGCCCAGGUGCACGUCACCAACCUGAAGGGCCAGACUCCCAUCUCGCGGCUGGUGGCCCUGCUGGCGCGCGGCCUGGGCACGGAGCAGGAGGAGGAGUGCCUGGACCUGCUGUGCCGGGCCGCCGGCCUCUUCCAGAUCCGCCGCGCCGACGGCUCGUUGCCCCGCGAGCUCACCAAGGAUCCCCAGCUGCUGGCCCGCCUCACCGGCAUGGUGUCCCAGCCACCGAGCCUGCGGGCGCUGGCCCGCUGCGCCGUCCGCCAGAGUCUGGGCGUGCAGUACCUGCCUACAGCUGUCAAGCAACUCCCACUACCUGAGUCUGUCAAAGAGUAUGUACUGCUCAGAGACUGACAGCCCACAGGCUUGCUCAGGAAUAAGCAGUACAGUAGAAAUAGCAGUGCAGUGAGUGGGGGAGAGAGACUGCUUAUAGUACAGUGUAAAGGAGCUAUUGGUUGUAUUUAUACAAUACUGAAAAAGAAGUCUAUUGUUCAUUCUGUUGAAAUGGUGUGAUGGCAAGUGUCUGUGUCUAGUCAGAUGUUGUAUGCGCCUACAAGGUGAGUGACUCAAGUGCUUCCAACUCUCUUCUCCUGAUCUCAGUAUGUGAUCCUGCAUCGAUAUGGAUGCAGUCAUGAGAAAGAUAUUUAAAGGUAUGCACAUUUAUUUUUGAAGAAUAGCAAUUUGUUAUCUGAUAUAAUCAAAUGUUCAUGGAUACAUAGGAAAAUUGUCUUUUUAGCUAAAUUUGGAUUAUCCCUCUCCCAAAAAUUAUUUUUAGUAUAUGUGCUGCCGAAGAGCGCACCCAAUAAUUAUCAUUUUAAGUGGCACAGACGGCUCCUCUAUUUCAGAAAGAAUUUCUAUGUUAUAGCACUUGAAGUUAUUACUUGCGAAUGCUCGUAAUUCAUAUGUUGCUGUGUAUAUAUAUCGCAGAUCAUGGAAGAUGGUCAAUUUUUUGGUCAGGUAAUUAUUCUUUAAGCAUGCGUGCAGUCUUUUAAAUUUAAAUAAAUUGUAUUAUUUUCUGUGACAUAUUUUAGUAAUGUUAAUACAUUUUUUGUUUCCUCUGGUGCUCAUAGGAAUAAUGAUAACAAUGUUGUCACAAUGUAAAAAAAUAUCUUCUCUGCAAAACAUGUAUCGUUUUGACUACUUAUUUCCUACUGUGUUCUCAAACAGUUUAUUGGAUAUCUUAAAUGGAUGAAUGUGAGAUUGGAAGAAUGGCAUGGUUUUUGAAUAAUCUUAAAUAAUCUUAACUGUCUGAAAUGUAGCUUCAUCUUUGGUAUCUGGCCUAAAGUAUUCUCUGUUGCUUUUUCUUUGUUUCUUUGCUGCUACUUUCUUUUCAUUUGCAGUAACUGUUGACAUGUUAUGUUUGGACAAGAACUUAACUCAAGCAUAUAAAAUUACUUCAUGGUAAAUUCAGCUAAGAAGAAAUUAGUCAAAUGUACAGUCAACCGAAAAGUGCAUUCUUCUUUUGUUAUACUGAAAGUAAAAGUCUUUCCACUUGUCAUAAUCAA